AUGACUUGCGGAAUAGAAAAUGCCCUCUGCUUUCUAAAGGGCAUCGUAAUUAAGUUGACAGUGGGCCCAAUUUCAUUUGUAUUCUUCGAAAUUUCCAAAUUUGUGCUGGUGUUGGCUUUAGCAUUCUGGAUUACCGUUGGAAUAUUUUUAUUGUGGGAAAGCAUAAUGCCCGAAGCAGCUUAUCGUCUCUCCCAGGCAGCUGAAGCCGUUGUGGCUAACACAAGCGGCCUAACGCCAAGAGUUGAAAGCAAGGAAAACGUUAACGAAUCGGGUAGUUAUCCAUUUGUUAUUGAUUUACCAAAAACUUCAUCGUCUGUUGUGGAAACACAAAUAAAUGACGAAUCUGUGCAGCAAGCAGCACCAAUUGAGACAUCGCCAGAAACAGAAGAACCACCAUCGGCAGCAGAGUCUAGCAAUCCUGUACAGCAACCUUCACCAGAUACAGGCGUCGAGAAACCGACAGCAGACAACCCCGCGGAGGCGACCGAGUGA
Molecule: messenger RNA, 492 nt
Organism: Rhagoletis zephyria (snowberry fruit fly)
Lineage: Eukaryota; Metazoa; Arthropoda; Insecta; Diptera; Tephritidae
Source: RefSeq, a predicted model, not a curated record